AUAAUCACUACUCUUUACUUAUUCACAUACUCAUUUCUCUAAAUCAACAUCACAUACAUUAUUUUCUCUCAAUAAUUAUGGAGUUCAACAAUUUUCUACCAGCUGGGGUUAGAUUUCGUCCAAAUGAUCAAGAAAUAAUUGAAUUUUAUGUGUCUAACAAAAACUUCAACCCUCAUCUUCUUCAACCUAAUCACAUUCAAGAUGUGAAUAUCUAUGAUUUUCAUCCUCAAGAACUUACUGAUCAAUACUCACCCAUGUGCGAAAACGCAUGGUAUUUUUUUCAUCGAAAAGAUUCAUCUUCCACAUUUAAAAAUAGUAAGAGAUCGAAACGAAAAGCUAAGAAUGGAACUUGGCAUGGCAAUGCUCAAAAAAAGGCAAUCUUGAAUAAACAAAAAGUCGAGAUUGGUUUUAGAAGAACUCUGGAUUUUAUGGACAUAGAUAAAAAACGAACUCGAUGGAAGAUGAUCGAGUAUCGUUUACCUGAAUCUAAUAACACACAGCAAUGUAGUUGGGUGUUAUGCAAGAUUUACAAAAUGAAAUCGAAAGAAAAGAAAGUGAUUGUAAUAAACGAGCAUAAAGAAUCGAACGUGAAACGACAAAAAAUAGUAUACGAGAAUACUUUAUCAGAGUCUACAUCAAAUCUUUAUCUUCUUGAUGAUAUUGGCGAAGAGAAGAAUAUAGCGGUACAACAAGAAGUACCAAAAACUUCAACAAAAUUAACGAAGGAUGAGCUCGAAAGCAUAUUUGGCGAGUUCGAAAAUUUCUCAAAAGAUCAAACGUUUCAAGCAGAGUUAGAUUUAAUUUUUCAAAAUAAUGUAGUCUGCUAAUUCUUAUUCAAGAGAUUAGUUAAUGUUUCUUUCUAUCUUUCUACUAUUGCAAAUUAUAAAAGAAUAUAAUUCACAUAAAUAAUAUUACUAUAAUUGUUUUUGACGUGUUUUAAA
This is a messenger RNA of Cannabis sativa, 941 nucleotides long. RefSeq names its product NAC domain-containing protein 101-like. Gene Ontology annotation, biological process: regulation of DNA-templated transcription. Gene Ontology annotation, molecular function: DNA binding. The record is from RefSeq and is a predicted model, not a curated record. NCBI's taxonomy places the organism in Eukaryota, Viridiplantae, Streptophyta, Magnoliopsida, Rosales, Cannabaceae. The coding region runs from base 78 to 827 and encodes 249 amino acids. The transcript has 3 exons.